GCGUUUGUGUCCAAGAUGACGGCGAACAGCAGGUUGAAAAGCCGCCCGCCGCGACCAGAUGAUGGAGAGGAGAAGGAGUACGUUGGAUUUGCGACCCUCCCGAACCAGCUGCACAGAAAAUCAGUAAAAAAAGGAUUUGACUUCACCCUUAUGGUGGCAGGUGAGUGUGGUCUGGGAAAGUCAACCUUGGUGAACAGCUUGUUCCUCACGGAUCUUCACAAAGACAGAAAGCUGCUCAAUGCAGAAGAGCGCAUCAUUCAGACGGUGGAGAUCACGAAGCACACAGUGGACAUUGAGGAGAAAGGCGUGAAGCUGAAACUGACCAUUGUAGACACUCCCGGCUUUGGAGACGCCGUCAACAACACUGAGUGCUGGCGGACAGUGACGGACUACAUCAAUCAGCAGUUUGAACAGUACUUCAGAGAUGAGAGUGGACUCAACAGGAAGAACAUACAGGACAACAGAGUGCACUGCUGCCUCUACUUUAUACCUCCAUUUGGACAUGGGCUUCGUCCAAUCGACAUAGAGUUCAUGAAGACCCUUCAGGAUAAGGUUAACGUGAUUCCACUUAUUGCCAAGGCAGAUUGUCUCACACCCAGUGAGAUAAAGAAACUCAAGGACAGGCUGAGGGAGGAAAUCGAUAAGUACGGGAUAAAGAUCUAUCAGUUCCCUGAGUGCGACUCUGAUGAGGAUGAGGAGUUCAGGCAGCAGGAUAAACAGCUGAAGGACAGCACCCCGUUUGCAGUGAUUGGCAGCAACACGGUGAUUGAGGCCAGAAGUCAGAGAGUGAGAGGGAGGCUCUACCCUUGGGGCAUCGUGGAGGUGGAGAACCCGUCCCACUGUGACUUUGUGAAGCUGAGGACCAUGUUGAUAAGAACUCACAUGCAUGACCUGAAGGACAUCACCAGUGACUGCCAUUACGAGAACUACAGAGCUCAGUGCAUCCAGAUCAUGACCAGUAAAAUGAACGCAGGUAAACGAGUCGAGAGCCCCAUUCCAAUCCUGCCGCUGCCCACAGCAGAUGUGGAGACGGAGAAGCUCAUCAAAAAGAAAGACGAAGAACUGAAAAGGAUUCAGCAGAUGCUUCAGAAGAUGCAGCAGCAAAUGCACGAACAAGACCUGUGACCUCUCACCUCUGACAUCUGUUUUUUUAUCAGGAAAAUCAAAUGUGGUACAGGAACACACAUUCCCAAACACGG
Molecule: messenger RNA, 1199 nt
Organism: Thalassophryne amazonica
Lineage: Eukaryota; Metazoa; Chordata; Actinopteri; Batrachoidiformes; Batrachoididae
Gene: septin5b
Product: septin 5b
Exons: 12
Coding region: 16-1125 (369 amino acids)
Biological process (GO): cytoskeleton-dependent cytokinesis; regulation of exocytosis
Cellular component (GO): microtubule cytoskeleton; cell division site; synaptic vesicle
Molecular function (GO): molecular adaptor activity; GTPase activity; GTP binding
Source: RefSeq, a predicted model, not a curated record